CCUAACUCUCCAUAAUCACUUGCUCCCAAAUAGAGCUCUUCUCCCUCGUUCUCCUGAUCCCUAGUAAACACGGUGGUCGUUGCUAGGGCUUAUGAUUUCAGGCUAUUCCUAAUGGUUCAUGUCUCCGGUCGAUAGUAUAAACCGAAAAAUUCCGCUGGGACAUUUGGCCACAUCAAUCCGGAAAACUAUUGUCUGAGUUGUACUAUCGCAAGGAGCUUAUGGCUUUAGGUCUUUGCGAUCUGCAUAAGACUUUUUUUCUGCUUCCCGAACGUUCUACUUUUCCAUUCACCUGGUCUUUCGUAGAAGAUUCAGACCAGACUAUUUGUCAAUCAGGUCGUCAAUUACACUCUUGUACACUCUUCGUGAAGGAUUUUAUGGAAAGCCAAUGGUCCUCAUUUGAAAGUCAUCAUAACAAUGGCAAUUGUUCGUAAGUUGGAUAAACAAGAGGAGCAAUUAUGCAAACUUCAUCUCCAUGUCAACUUUUUUGUUUCUUUGUGGACUAGUAAUUAGUUUGAUAGUUUAAUAUUUUAAGUAAUUACUAGCAUGGUGUUUAUAUUUAUUAAGCUUUUUGGAAGAUAUUUUUGUUUUAAAUAUUAAGAAUAUUGUUGUAAACAAGUUAAGUUUUAAUUUAAAUUAUGUUUUUGUGUUUUGCA
This is a messenger RNA of Lactuca virosa, 653 nucleotides long. NCBI's taxonomy places the organism in Eukaryota, Viridiplantae, Streptophyta, Magnoliopsida, Asterales, Asteraceae. The record is from the annotation of a GenBank genome assembly.